AUGCUUCGCUCGCGCGCCGCUACUGCCAUCGCCCGCACGCAGGCUCGCCCCGUGCAGGGCCGCCUCGUCCUGCGCGGGUUCGCGAGCACUCCUGCCUUCGCCGAGGAGACGCCCCUGUACGACUUCAACGUUUCUCGCGGCGGCAAGAUGGUCCCCUUUGCGGGCUUCUCCAUGCCGCUGAGCUACGGCGACGUCGGCCAGGUCACGGCACACAAGCACGUUCGCUCCGACGCCGGUCUCUUCGACGUCUCCCACAUGCUGCAGCACAUCUUCUCCGGCCCGGGUGCGACGGCCUUCCUCGAGUCUCUCACCCCCACUGCCCUCUCGGCGCUGCCCGAGCACGGCUCUUCGCUCACCGUCCUGCUCAAUGACGAGGGGGGCAUCAUCGACGACAGCAUCAUGACGCGCCACCCGAAUGGCGCAUGGUACGUUGUCACGAACGCGGGCCGCAUCGACGAGGACGUGGCGCACAUCAAGAAGGAGCUGGAGAAGUGGGAGAAGGACCACCCCGACCAAAAGGUCGAGUGGAAGACACUCGACGGGUACGGCCUCGUCGCGCUCCAGGGCCCCAAGGCCGCCGAGGAGCUGCAGAAACUCACCGACUAUGACCUCUCCACGCUCAAGUUUGGGCAGAGCACUUAUGCCAAUGUCGGCAAGGACAAGGUCCGCUGCCACAUUGCCCGUGGAGGGUACACGGGCGAGGAUGGGUUUGAGCAGAUCUCGAUCCCGCCCGAGGCCGCCGUCGCGCUGACCGAGGAGAUCACGGCCCUCCCCUCCGUCGAGCUGAUCGGUCUUGGAGCGCGCGACUCUCUGCGUCUGGAAGCCGGUAUGUGUCUGUACGGACACGACCUGAACGAGUCCAUCUCGCCGAUCGAGGGUGCGCUGGCCUGGCUGGUGAGCAAGGACCGCCGCACUCCGGGGGGAAUGAAGGGGUCAGACCGCAUCCUGCGCGAACUGAAGGAAGGGCCCGCGCGCCGCCGCGUGGGCUUGGAGAUCAAGGGCAGUCCCGCGCGCGAAGGGUCCAAGAUCUUCGACACGGAGGGCAACGAGAUUGGCGUCGUCACGAGUGGAAUCCCCAGUCCGACGCUCGGCACGAAUAUUGCCACGAAUAUUGCCAUGGGAUACGUCAAGAACGGAAGCCAUAAGAAGGGCACCCCCCUCAAGGUCGAGGUGAGGAAGAAGUUGCGCGACGCCACGGUGCGCCCGAUGCCCUUCGUGCCGGCCAAGUACUACAAGUAG
Messenger RNA from Trichosporon asahii var. asahii CBS 2479, 1239 nucleotides. RefSeq names its product aminomethyltransferase, precursor. The transcript is spliced from 3 exons. Lineage: Eukaryota; Fungi; Basidiomycota; Tremellomycetes; Trichosporonales; Trichosporonaceae. The record is from RefSeq and is a predicted model, not a curated record. Gene Ontology annotation, molecular function: aminomethyltransferase activity; protein binding. Bases 1 to 1239 code for a protein of 412 amino acids. Gene Ontology annotation, biological process: glycine catabolic process. Gene Ontology annotation, cellular component: mitochondrion.